Molecule: messenger RNA, 3467 nt
Organism: Seminavis robusta
Lineage: Eukaryota; Bacillariophyta; Bacillariophyceae; Naviculales; Naviculaceae
Source: the annotation of a GenBank genome assembly
CACAACAUCAACCAUCCCGCACAAUUCUUCUUUUUGCAGCAAGACGACCAUUCUCGAUAGUCUUCUCUCCUCUUUUUAGAAGCCAAAUCGAAUACAAGCUACUAGCUAGUAGAUUCAAACACUUGGUAUUACUAUACUUGUUUUUAUUAUAGUGAGACUUGACCAUGAGAAUCUCCGCCUGGAGCGUCGCGCUCUUGCUGGCGCCGGCGGCGUCCGCAUUCACUCUCCCCCACACAAGAGUCAGUCGACAACGCGUCGUGAGUACAAAGUUCUACCAAAAGCCCGAUGACUGGAUGUCCAGCAAAAGCAACAAGAACAUCUACCCGCCAUCGGAAGCGCCAUGGAGUACGGUACCGCCCCAGGACAAUACGAGUACGAGUCUUCAGCAGACAAGAACGACGGGACAAAACCAAGCAGUCAACAACAACAACAAGAAGCAAGAUUCCUUUGUCCAGAAAAUGUUCAACAAGGCCAAGGAACCAGUCGCACCACCACCACCGCCCCCCAAAACCGGUAGUACUACUACUAAGACGCCGGUAUCAUCCACUCGUGCUGCUACCACCCCUGCGGUACCACCCAAGAUGCCUGAGGAUCCUCCCAAACAGACGGAUGCGUUGCAAAAGCUCGAAGCGGUCAAACAGAAAGCGGCUGCGGCAGCUCGGGUCGUCGUCAAGACGGGAGAAGAAAAGCUCGUCAAAAAGUUUGUACGAUGGGAUCGAAAACGCGAUGGAUACAUGGUCGAACGCAAUGCCAACGAAGCACUGCUGAGUCCCUUCCAGUCGCAGCAACAACCCGAGUCCGAUGACGGCUCCAAAUUCGAACGAUACGAUCGACGCGACAAGGAAAAUUACAUUCUAGAUGGCGACCUUAACGAGUUUGAACGAAGAACCAAGCAGGGUGCUCCACCACCGGAUGUACAACAACAGGGGACACCGCAAGCUGCCUACGAACAACCAAAAGUGGCGCCACCGGAUCCGUACGAGCAAAAGUUGGCUCCGGGAUUUGUCGGGUUUGCGGGAGCAGACUUUGCACAGCAACAGCCGGGAAUGCCAAGUGGACAGGAACAGCAGCAACCGCUACAAGGAGCAGGUCCGCAGCAGCCACCAGUGCAACAGCAGCAGCAGCGAGUUCAGCAGCCACCGGUACAGGGAGCUCAGCAGCCACCGGUACAGCAACAGCAGCCCAAGGUUCAAUUUGUUCAGCAACCAAAGGUACAAUUUGUUCAGCAGCCACCAGUGCAGCAGCAACAGCAGCCCCAACAAGGAGCUCGUCAGCCACCGGUACAGGGAGCUCAGCAGCCACCAGUGCAGCAACAGCAGCCAAAGGUACAAUUUGUUCAGGAGCCACCGGUGCAAGCGUCUCGGCAGGCACCUGUACAAGGAACUCAACAGCAACCGGUACAAGGAGUCCAGCAGCCGCCAGUGCAACCGCUACAAGGAGUUCAACAGCCACCGGUACAAGCGUCUCAGCAGCAGUCUCCUCGGCAGCCACCAAUGCAGCAACAGCAGCAGCCGCUACAAGCAGUGCAGCAGCCGCUACAAGGAGCUCUGCAACCACCUGUGCAGCAGCAGCUGCAGCAACCACUACAAGGUGUUCAGCAGCCACCAGUGCAGCAGGUGCGGCAACCCGUACAAGGAGUGCAGCAGCCGCAACAACCAGUACAAUUUCAACCGGAACCAAUGCAGCAACAGCCACCGGUGCAAGGAACGCAGCAACCGCCAUCUGUUCAAGCCACUCAGCAGCAGCAGCAAGCGUCUCAUAUCGGACCAAUGCCAGCCCAGCAGGAACAGCCUGCUCAGUUCCAAUCGGAUCCAAUGCAGCAACCGUACCAGCCGGAACCAGUAGUGUAUCAGGAUCCCAUGGCGACGACGACGAGGGCAUCGUCCUACACUCCUACCCAAGACGAUCUCGAUGACUUGUUGGCACUCACCGAACUCGAAGAAGAACUCGAACUCGAAGAAAACAAGAACGAUCUCAAGAUUUCACGCCAUCAAAAUGCCAUUCUCAAAAUGGAAAUUGAAGAACUCAAGGAUCGGGCCGAGUGGAAGCGAAAGGAAAUUGAACGUCUCAAGGGAGAAUUGUCCGAAGAAAAACCAACGUGGGAUCACAAUUUGGAUACCACCCGCACGUCCUUGAAGGAGUACAUUGUGACGCAGACGGCCAAAGAUGACUUGAGGCGGCAGCGAGAAGAGAAUGCCUUGCUCAAAGCGGAAAUGGCCGAAUUGGAGGCACGCACUACCUGGAAACGACAAGAAAUUGAACGGCUCAAACUCAAACUCAUGGAAAAGCAGCGUGUCGAACAGCAGUUGAUGGGGCAGCAGCCGCAACAGGAGCCCAUGACGCAACAGCAUCCAAUGCCGCAACAGCAACAACAGCCACUUGGUCAAUCACCCGAGUUUAUGGAUGCUCCACCAAGGCAGCCGCAGCCGCAAUCGGAGUUCUUCGAUGGCGCACAACAGCAAGCGCUACAGUCACCUGGAUUUGACGGUGCGCCACCAAGGCAGCCAGCAUCGGAGUUCGUGGAUGCCUUCUCAAAGCGACAACCGCCACAGUCAGAGUUUAUUCCCCAGCCUAGGCAACAGGAUCAACCCCGACAAUCCGCAGCGUUUGAUGCCCCACCAAGGCAACCAUCACCACAAUCGGAAUUUGCACCGCAAAGGCAACAGCAAGCACCACCCGAGUUUCGAGGCCCGCCAAGAAGUCAACAACAGUCGCAAAAGUUUGCACCACCACCGCCGCCAGGGAUUGACGCACCACCGAGGCAACAGCAAGGUUUUGGCGGACAACCGGCCUUUCGCAACCCUGAGAUGAAGCCACGACAAGGGCCGCCACCAUCGAAUUCGAACGAGCGACGACCCGUCAUGCCGCCGACCACUGCGAACCCUCGUGAACGGUUUCAGCAGAGGAACGCGACUGUAGGACAGGAUCCAGUGAGACGACCCGUCAUGCCACCGUCCAAUCCUCGUGAACGGUUUCAACAGAGGAACGCGACUGUUGGACAGGAUCAAAUGCGACGACCUGUCGUGCCACCGUCCAGUCCUCGUGAUCGGUUUCAGCAGCGGAACACGACUGUUGGACAGGAUCCAUCCGGAAUACGGAAACCGGUAAUGCCGCCAGCAACCGCGAAUCCUCGUGACCGAUAUCCAUGGAGAAAAAAUGCCGCUGAACCGCCACGAGAUCCGUCGCCACAAGGUACAUCAUCGCCACAAGGAAGUGGAUGGGAUAGCUCUCGCGCACCAAGAGGUUCCGUCCCGCAGGCAGCAGCUCGGCCCGCUUCUCGAGACGGCAAGAUUCCCGAGUUCAGACAAAAUGACUUGCCUCGAGGACCAUCGGGCCCCGGCGUGGGUUGGGAGGACUUGUCUGAUGCUCCUCAUAGACAGUGGACGCCACAGCAGAGCAGUGCCGACCCUGGCCGAAGCAAUCCUCCCCGCCGAAGUGAGUUUGACGGCCCCCCAAGAAGCGGGUAG